AUGGAGCAGCAGCAGCAGUUGGCGGUGGUGCUGGGGCCGGAUCCGGCGCCCUUCGAAGCCCUGGUGUCGCAGCUCAUGUCCUCAGGGAACGAGCAGCGGUCUCAGGCGGAGGCGUUGUUCAAUCUUUGCCGCGACCACCACCCGGAGACGCUUGUCGUACGGCUCGCUCAUUUCUUGCACUCCUCGGCGCACCACGAGGUCCGCGCCAUGUGCGCCGUCCUCCUCCGGAAGCAGCUUACGUCCACGGGGGACAUCUGGGGGCGGCUCGCACCGUCUACCCAGUCCGACCUUAAGUCCGUCCUCCUCGCCUCUGUGCAGCGGGAGGAGGUCAAGUCGAUAUCCAAGAAGCUGUGUGACACCGUUGCGGAGCUUGCUUCCAUCCUCCUCCCUGACAACGCCUGGCCGGAGUUCCUCCCCUUCAUGUUCCAAUCCGUUACCGCGGACUCGCCGCGCAUCCAGGAGUCGUCCCUUCUUAUAUUCUCGCAGCUCGCUCAAUACAUCGGUGACAUCCUUCUUCCACACCUCUCGACCCUCCACUCCGUCUUCCUCACUUGUCUUUCCUCGGCGACCGCCGUCCCUGAUGUUCGCAUUGCCGCUCUUGGAGCAUCUAUCAAUUUUAUCCAGUGCCUCCCCUCCUCCAGUGACCGUGACCGUUUCCAGGACCUUCUCCCUGCCAUGAUGCUUACUCUCACUGAGGCUUUGAAUUCUGGGCAGGAGGCCACUGCGCAGGAGGCGCUUGAGCUUCUCAUUGAACUUGCCGGUACUGAACCAAAGUUCCUUCGCCGACAGCUGGUGGAAGUUGUGGGUUCCAUGCUACAGAUUGCCGAGGCCGAAAGUCUUGAGGAGGGUACUAGGCACCUUGCUGUUGAAUUUAUCAUUACCCUUGCAGAGGCUCGGGAGCGAGCCCCUGGGAUGAUUCGCCGGCUGCCUCAGUUUGUGGGUCGUCUCUUUGCUGUCCUGAUCAAGAUGUUGUUGGACAUUGAGGAUGAUCAGGCCUGGCACAGUGCAGAGACGGAGGAUGAGGAUGCAGGGGAGACCAGCAAUUACAGCAUGGGUCAGGAAUGUCUGGACCGUCUCUCAAUUGCACUUGGAGGUAACACCAUAGUUCCCGUUGCCUCUGAGGUGCUCCCUGCGUUCCUCUCUGCUCCGGAAUGGCAGAAGCACCAUGCUGCGUUAAUUACCCUGGCACAGAUAGCAGAGGGUUGCUCAAAGGUAAUUAUCACAUGCCAAUGUUAUUUGAUAAUUUUUUACCCUAUGAUUGAUAUUGUCACGCAUCGAGUGUCCUCUUUAACAAGACUGUUUCUCGUUCCCAUUUCGUUUUAUGAAAGCAACAAGUAUGCUACCAUUGAGGAGAGCUAUCUUAUGUGUAAAGAGAAACGCUUAAAUGAAUUUUGACGAAAGAAAAAUUACCGUAGAUGCCGUAAGAAAAUCUAUGGGUUCGUAUUCAACAAUUUUUCUGACUUUUCACUGAUGGAUGGCUGAUGUUAUUUGGCUUAUUUGCCUUACCACUGGUCUCACUAUUUGACUUUUCUUUAAAAGAGGAGUUACCGUGCAUGUUCUCACGCAGGUCAUGAUAAAAAACCUGGAGCAAGUGGUUUCAAUGGUUUUGAACUCAUUUCAAGAUCCUCAUCCCCGUGUGAGGUGGGCAGCAAUUAAUGCCAUCGGGCAGUUAUCCACGGAUUUAGGCCCUGAUUUGCAAAAUCUGUAUCAUCUUCGUGUCUUACCUGCUCUAGCGUCAGCAAUGGAUGACUUCCAGAAUCCACGUGUACAGGUAGAUACCUAAGUUGUAUAUUCUGUGCUAUUGACCUCCGCUUACAAUUCUCAUUCUUGUACUCUUGAAUUGAUUAAUUCUAUUUUUGCAAAAAUGGAGCACGAUCGUUCCCUAAAGAAUUUACACUGCCACGGCAAUAGAAUGUUAGCUGUGUUAUUUAAAAUAUCUCAUUUUUUAUUAAAGCGUGAUGUAAAUACGUGUAAGGUCGGCACAUAAUUAUUAUUUCUGAUCUCAAAUCCAUACGGUUUUGGAUUAUUUUGUGAUCGUCAUCAUGUCUAAAUUUGAAUAUUUAUAUAAAUAGAAAAUCUCUGUAAUUUUCUUUUAUGGGGUUCACUAUAGGGAUCAGUCAACAUAUGAAAAAAGAUUGGACUUCCACUGAAGGAGACAUAUAGCAGCAAGAAGGGCAUAUGACUGGGUGACUUAUAUGCAGCAGUAUAAUAACUGAUUAUGUAAAACCGCUGUACAAGAGAGCAUGGAUAUUACUAUCAGGGGGAAAAAGCUGUAAGCUCGUUUGUGACGGCAUAUACAUCUAUCAUGAAGUCGUGCUGAAUCACCUAAGACAUGUUCAUUACUUUUGUCGGGAUUUUACUAGAGAAAGACAAUGAAUAGAAUUUUAAGUGCUAGAUAAAUGGAUCAUAUAUGAAUAUUAAAUGAUGGAAUAAGAUUCACUAAUAAAAGGGAUUUUCAUAUAGAAUUAAGAGCGCAAACUGAUUGAGAAAAAAUGUUUACAGGAUAUAAUAUUUUCCAUUAAGAUUUUUUUUCUUAGUUUCUUCAAAGCACGGGGCUCUGAUACCAAAUAACACAGUCAACAAUACUAUGUGCCUGUUUUUUGCUUCCUGUCUUUGUGCAAUUACUGUGCCUGUUUGUCAUGAUUGAUGUGCAUUUUUUCUUCCGUUAUUUUUACAGGCCCAUGCUGCUUCAGCAGUUUUGAAUUUCACUGAGAACUGUACUCCGGAAAUUUUGACUCCAUACUUGGAUGGCCUCGUUGGUAAAUUGCUUGUACUGCUCCAGGUACGCCUUUUCCUUUUUAUAACACACGCAAUGCGUUUGCUGCAACUUGUAAUUACGAUUUGUACGAAAGAGUUGAAAAUUGACUGGGAAAAUGCAUUACUAAUUGUUAAAUCGUUGUCACUCAGAAUGGAAAGCAGAUGGUCCAAGAGGCAGCAUUGACAGCCUUGGCAUCAGUAGCGGAUUCAUCUCAGGUAGUUGUAGUCUCUUUGGUGGAUUUAUUUAUUGUUUAUUCGGCAUCAUUCUGAUCCAUUUGUGUGUUAUUAUAUGACUGCCCAGGAGCAUUUUCAGAAGUAUUAUGAUGCUGUCAUGCCUUACUUGAAGAGUAUUUUGAUGACUGCAACUGACAAGCCUAAGCGAAUGCUUCGUGCCAAGUCCAUGGAGUGCAUAAGCUUAGUUGGUAUGGCUGUGGGGAAGGAGAAGUUCAGAGAUGAUGCUAAGCAGGUAAGCUAUAUUUUUUUAUUCGUUUCUUCUCGGUGCUUGGUUGGAGCUCUUUAAGGUUUUAAUCCUACCUCCUAAUCAAUCUUAAAAUUGCAAGUAUACUUGGACAAAUUGAGGAGUUUGGAAUGAUUGUGUUAUUAUUAGAUUGCAGAGCAAGCGUACAGCUUGAAUUAAAUGAUCUCACUACCCAACAGGUUCAUAUUUGUGGUUUCAUAAUAUGCUCGGUUUUUUGCAUCGCAUUUCUAUUUGCGCGCAGUUACAAGUCAUGCUGAAAUUUCCUAUGUACAAAAAAGGUAGUAUAUUUUCAGUGUUUUUUACGGGGUACAAAAUAAAUGACCAGGAACUGUAACUGUAACUGUGGUGGCAUGAUCCAUGCAAGGUAUUUUAGAAUUUUUCUGAUUUCUUCUUUUUAGGCAUAUGGCGUUCAGCCCGUUUUCAUCUCUGUUAUCCUGAUCCUCUAUUACUUCUUCCUGUCUUCUUCUUUUAUCUGUUUACCCUCACUCAGCUUUCUUGUCCCCAUAUUCUGCCUGAUACUUAUUUUCUGGACCUUGAUGUGCUUCUCUGGUUCAGUUUACUGCUCUCACAUCGCUAGUGCCAGGCAAUGAGGACUUUGAGACAUAGGUGCACCUCCAUGUGUAUCAGAAUGAUCACGCUCAUAGACAUAGGUCCUUUUUCUUGGCCAUUCUUGAAUACUUUCAACAGGUAGCGGCUAGGACAUCUAUUGUAACUUAGUGGUCAUUCCAUCAUUUUGAUGGAAAGUAAUUGGAAAGCGGGAAUAAAAUAGUUGUGUCAUGCUACAACCACGGCUUCAUAUGUACUAUGGCCAUGAAAAAUUUGUUGCGUUUAUUCCACCUAUUGAAUUGGUUUUAAUGCAGAACAGUGGCUUUCUGAUUUCUACUAUUUGACUGAUAAUGACUAGUGUGUUUGGGUUUAGCUGAUCAUUCUGUAUUAACAUGUCAGUAACAUUUCUGUUAAUGAUUACAUCAGGUCAUGGACGUCUUGAUGACGUUGCAAGGAUCUCAGCUGGAGACUGAUGACCCAACGACAAGUUACAUGCUACAAGUAUGUUUAGAUCCUUAACUCUUUAGUGAAAAGUGUAAUCUUGACCAUUUUAAUGCUCUAACCUAUUAUGUUCUUCUGUAGGCGUGGGCCAGGCUAUGCAAGUGCUUGGGCCAGGAUUUCCUUCCUUACAUGAGUGUCGUUAUGCCUCCAUUGCUUCUGUCUGCACAGCUUAAGCCGGACGUUACAAUCACAUCAGCAGAUUCGGAUGAUGAUAUUGAUGAAUCAGACGAUGAAAGGUAUGCGCUAAAUUUAUGAUUACUCAUUGUCGGAUCAUUGAGAAAUGGCUGUUUAUUUUAAUAAGUAUUUACUGUUUUCUGUCUACCAUUUCACCAGAAACAUCCUAUUAAACUAAUUUUAAAUUCACUAUUUGGCUAUAAUUUUUAUCUUGGGACUAUGGCUUGAAAUUUUUUGUACAGUGUCAUUACCUUUGCCGUUUCUAAAUUUCUGAUGAUAACAGAGCUUGAGCUGUUGGUUGUCUGGGCCCUGUUUUGGCAAAAGCAGCAAGAAGAAAAUCUACCCAUAAUGAAAGCACCUGUAGAUAGAAGCCAUUUCUCGACUGGUGGACUCAUCCUCAAUGCCGUUUAGGCCCCCCAGUUCAGUCGCCCGACUAGAGGGACUGAGAAAUUAAUAGAGUACAAAACUUAUCUUCAAGCUUUACCUUAUUCUGAUCGUUCAGAGGGGGAUGCUUUGUUGGGUGUGGAUUGAGUGGUAGCAGUUUAGUAAGGGCAUGGCUUAUGGCAGGGUAAGUCAGCCCUUUGAUCGGUGAGAGCUUUAUCCAGGAGCUCGUAGUUGAAGUUCCUCCCAGUCUUAACUUAACUUACAUACCCACUCAGCAUUCUUUUAAAACAAUCGAAUCGAGUUCCCGUGCAACGACAGUAUCGACCCCUUACCAUUCUCGCUCAGUGUUUUGAGCGUUGAGGGAAUUAUGCCACACUUCAGUAUGUAGCAUGGGCACUGAGCCAAGCUCAUUGCCAUAUUUAAGGAUUCAAUGUGCUGUUGUCGUCGAGAAAGCACGAAAGGCUGCCUCAUCCCUGAUCACAACAUUAAUGAACAACAGUUUUAUGAAUGGUUAUCUUGAUUACAAACCGUCAGAUAUAUCGCACCUGAUACUUUUUGAUAUAGGGAAGUUCCGCUCGAAGUUCAAUAUGAAUCUUUUGGUACCUACCAUGAAAUUUGUAGACACCAUUUAAUAAUCCUUAUGUAGACAAAAUACCAGUGCAUUAAGUCGUACUACAGGAGUGAUACCAAACUUCUAAUAGGUAGGGGCAGAUGUAAGCCAAGGGGAUCAAGGAAGCAUGUUGUGAAACCACGGCUUAAUUUCCCGUCGUUCGCCUUAUAUAAAAGUGUUGUGGUCAUUUAUUAUUUUUCUUCUCGUCAGUUCACUCUGUAAGAUGAGGUUACUCUUGACGGUGGGCUUGAUUCCUCAUGUUUCUUGAUUGGAGAUGUAGAGACAUGUGAAAUAGCUUUUGGUCCCAGCGUUUGUCCUAUAUAUUCGUUCACUUGUCUACACUGGGCAAGCCUGGUCUUCUCUCGCUUCUUAAUUGUCAAGUUAUUGUUUAUGUGAACUACAGCGAAGACAUUUAGGAGAAUAACUGAAACUUUUUAGAGAAUACAAUCAACACUCACUAAGUUAUGAGAUGAAAUAUCGCAGAACACAACUGAAGAUUGUUGUAGUAGUAUUUUGACUUGAUGUGGGAACUGUCAUCUAGGAUUUCUAUAAGCGCAUGUCAAAUGUUUUCUCUAGCUAUUUGCCUUUGGCAGGUUUGCGCACUGUGUCCACUAAGUUGUCUUCUAUUAGCGCUAUUUCUGUGGAUGAAGAACCUGAGUAUUACUUUGUUUUAAUUUGUUGUUCUAUUUCAGCAUUGAAACCAUUACUCUCGGAGAUAAGAGAAUAGGAAUCAAGACCAGCGUUCUGGAGGAGAAAGCGACGGCGUGUAACAUGCUUUGCUGCUAUGCUGAUGAGCUCAAGGAGGGUUUCUACCCAUGGAUCGAUCAGGUUUGUUAUCAUCAAUCCGUAGGCCCUGUUUGUCCUCCAGUUAUUUGAAAGUGGAUGGUGCCGCUUAAUAGUGACAAUAAAUGCAGGUUGCUCCUACUUUAGUGCCUCUUCUCAAGUUUUAUUUUCAUGAAGAUGUUCGGAAAGCUGCUGUUUCUGGUAUAAUUUUUUUUAUUUUAUUCUCUCUUUGCUAUUCUUUGAAGAGACGUAAUAUACUAAUAAAAUUUAUAUGCUCAAUGUAGCAAUGCCUGAGCUGCUUCGUUCAGCUAAGUUAGCUGUGGAAAAGGGACAGGCUCAAGGUCGUGACCAGACAUAUGUAAAGCAGCUAUCUGACUAUAUUAUUCCAGCCCUGGUUGAGGCACUGCAUAAGGUUGAUCUUUUCGGACUGCACAUCCUUUGUGUACCAAACAUAUUUCAUAUGCUGACAGUUUUUCUUUUUUUGGCAAAUAGGAGCCUGAGACAGAGAUUUGCAUGAGCAUGUUGGAUGCAUUGAAUGAAUGCAUGCAGGUUUCUCUCUCCUUCCUCUCUCUCCCUCUCUCUCUCUUUCUGCUGGGUUUCUGAUUAUCAUAUCAUAAUUUUGCUGGCAUAUUAGAACAUGGAAACUAUAAAUCUUAACGGGUGCUUUGUCAAACAACGUAGUUUUCUCCCGUACUUUUUCCUCUAGUUUACAACUCUUUCCAGGCUGAAUCCAUCUUCAACUAGUAUCUUUCUACUUAAUGACCGGACAUGCACGGCCUAAAAGCUACCAGAUUACAGCGAGCCUUACCAUUUUGUCCAGCUAAUUCUUGACUGGUUCCAACCCAACUUUAUCGGUAAAGGAAAAGGAAGAGCAUUCAACCUUUCUGAAACUCUCUCGAUCAUACCUCAAUCCGAGACUACGUUGAAACUCCAGCACAAAUUUCAUACCGUGGGUGUUUGUGUUGAUAUGUUUUCUAAUGCGACCGGCUGGCUAAAGUUGAUAGAUAGUCCAUUCAUUUCAUGCCAUGGAGAUAUCUCUGAAUGCCACAAAUCAGGUUUAUGCCGUUUCAGAUCUUCCAUCGGCGCAUUUGAUUGAUUGAUGAUAUCUUGUCCGGAUUGCGUAGCAUCUGAACUUAUUUUCAUCAAUUAUGAGUCUCAUUAACUCCGUUUUUUGGGUUUCAAUGUGACUUCUUUCUUGGGUUUCAAUGUUCCUUGGCAUGACCAUUAAAGGAGGACAGCUGCAUAUCACAGUACUCAGCCUUUUUCCGCUCCUCCUUUUUCAGGUUUCUGGGCCGCUUCUCAGCGAAGCACAAGUACGAUGCAUUGUUGAUGAGAUAAAACACGUGAUCACUGCGAGCACGACCAGAAAGAAAGAAAGGGCGGACAGGACCAAAGCUGAGGACUUUGACGCCGAAGAGGGAGAGCUUCUCAGGGAAGAAAACGAGCAAGAAGAAGAAAUCUUCGAGCAAGUACGUUAUAUGAACACUCCACAAUCUGUGGGAGCCUAAUCUGGGCAUCCAUCCCGGUUGCGAGAAUCUUCCAUAUAUCAUAAGAUGGUCAUGUGCUUGUCCUCUGGUGUUGUUCUUACAUCUGAUAAUAAUUCAUCUCAAGGUUGGAGAAUGCUUGGGCACCUUGAUCAAAACAUUCAAAUCUUCCUUCCUUCCCUUCUUUGACGAGGUUUCUAUCUUUCUGACUCCUAUGUGGGUGAGUUCUUCUUCAAACCCUCUCUCUCAAACCCACCCUUUUCGUUCACAGCUUUCUCCUUAUGACUCAUCAAUUCUGCAUAAUUUUCACCGCUCUUUGUCAUCAAAGGGUAAGGACAAGACGGCUGAGGAGAGGAGGAUCGCCAUCUGCAUUUUUGACGACGUCGCAGAGCAGUGUAGAGAGGCCGCUCUCAAGUAUGUAACUUCGUUUUAGAUAAUUUUCCUCAGAGUUCGGACCUCUGAUCCAGAUUUCUCCCCUGACAAAUUACCAUAUUUGUGUAUGUUUGUUCUACAGAUACUAUGACACCUAUCUACCCUUCUUAUUGGAGGCAUCCAAUGAUGAUAAUCCAGAUGUCCGUCAGGUCUGUUCUUGACCCCUGUACCCUCUUCUAAAAGAUAUCUAUAUAUAUAUAAUAUAAUAUGCCUACUGAUUUAAUUAUUUUUUGAUCCCCAGGCUGCUGUUUAUGGUAUUGGAGUUUGUGCCGAGUUUGGCGGAUCUGUCUUCAGACCUCUUGUCGGAGGUGGGUUCGAAAUCUUUUUUUUUUUUUUUUGGUUCGUACCAGAAUAUUCUGAAAAAAUGCACUGGGCGUUGACUUCUUUACAGAGGCCCUCUCUAGGCUGAAUGCCGUUAUAAGGCAGCCCAAUGCGCUCCAAUCAGAUAAUGUAAUGGCAUUCGAUAAUGCUGUCUCCGCUUUGGGGAAGGUUUGCCAGUUCCAUCGCGAGAACAUCGAUGGAGCCCAGGUUAUAUUGACUCCUCCCUCCCUCAUGAACUUCAGCUUCUCUCUCUCUCUAUAUAUAUGUGGACAUUUUCUUAUUUUUGUAUCUAUUGUGGGUUUCUAUACUGGGGAGUUUGGGGGGAGGGGGGUUGACAUGAAAAAAUAUUGAAAGCCCGCUUCGUAUUUCUCCAGAUCCUUCCAGUGUGGCUGAACUGCCUGCCAAUCAAAGGCGAUCUGAUCGAGGCCAAGGUUGUGCACGAACAACUCUGUUUGAUGGUCGAAAGGUAACCCCAUCCUACUCGGCCUGUUUGACUUGACAGUUAGCAAAUAAUUUUUCUUUGUUAUAUGUGGAUGAAUCAACCCCGUUGUUGCGGAAAAAUACUGCAGAUCGGACAGAGAUCUUCUUGGCCCCAACAACCAGAAUCUCCCCAAGAUCGUGGGAGUGUUCACCGAGGUACACGCCUCCCCCUUCAAAAGCUUUUACCCUUUUUGGUAGAUCUCUCCAUGGUAGACAAAAUCUACCACCUCCAUUUAAGAGAUAAGGGCCGUUGACUUCUUGAUAUCUGCUAGAUCUCACUAUGAUGGUCGAUCACUACAUUUGAUCAACAAAUCUACCACACAUUUUCCCAUCCGAAUUUAAGUAAGAUUCGAAGGGAAGAGAAGAGGAGGGAGGGGGAUGGGGACGACAGUUGCUUCCCCUUUUCCUGUCAGUACCUCUUAUUGAGUCCGGCUGUGAGCCGUUGACUUUUUAUCUGUGCAGGUAUUGUGCGGCGGCAAGGACCUAGCGACGGAGCAGACAACAAGCAGGAUGGUCAGCCUCUUGCGGCAGCUGCAGCAGACCCUGCCCCCGGCCGUGCUCGCCUCCACCUGGUCCUCCCUCCAGCCCCAGCAGCAGCUCGCCCUUCAGUCAGUCCUCUCAUCCUAG
Spirodela intermedia is the source of this 9577-nucleotide messenger RNA. Lineage: Eukaryota; Viridiplantae; Streptophyta; Magnoliopsida; Alismatales; Araceae. The record is from the annotation of a GenBank genome assembly.